AUGAAUCACUACUCUACUCUUUAUAGAGGAUGCUUGGCAAGGUAUAGGGAGAUGUUAGACACAGCCAGCAAUGGGAACUUCCUCAAUCAGGAUGUAGAUGAUGGCUGGCAGCUUGUGGAGAACAUGGCCAUAUCAACUGAAUGCUAUGGAGAGCAUUAUGAAUUGGACAAACUGAUCCUAGCCCAAUUCCCUGCCAAGCAUGUCAAUUAUGUCUCUGGAAAAACUCUAGUUAAGGACAGGAAGGGGAGGAGACAACAUGAGUGCAUCAUCCUCUUCACCACAAGAGUAUGCCCAAGCAGUUACACUGAGAAGUGGGACAAUUUCCUAGCAGGAGUAGCCCACCCCAAAUCGCUGUGGACAUCGAUGACGAGGAAGGGGAGGAUUUGGUCGAGUAUGCUGACAUCCUGCACCAACUCGAUCGAGCUGGAACAAAACCCUGAACCAGAACUCGAUCGAGCUGAAGAAACCGAGACUCAGCAAGACAAACCAGAGCUCGAUCGAGCCAGAAAAGAACAGACAAAGCAAGUCCAGCCAACCAACUAA
Microthlaspi erraticum is the source of this 543-nucleotide messenger RNA. NCBI's taxonomy places the organism in Eukaryota, Viridiplantae, Streptophyta, Magnoliopsida, Brassicales, Brassicaceae. The record is from the annotation of a GenBank genome assembly.